Messenger RNA from Trichomycterus rosablanca, 1239 nucleotides. RefSeq names its product serine/threonine/tyrosine interacting protein (gene styx). Gene Ontology annotation, biological process: protein dephosphorylation; negative regulation of SCF-dependent proteasomal ubiquitin-dependent catabolic process; regulation of ERK1 and ERK2 cascade. Gene Ontology annotation, cellular component: nucleoplasm; cytoplasm. Gene Ontology annotation, molecular function: F-box domain binding; protein tyrosine/serine/threonine phosphatase activity. The transcript is spliced from 11 exons. The record is from RefSeq and is a predicted model, not a curated record. NCBI's taxonomy places the organism in Eukaryota, Metazoa, Chordata, Actinopteri, Siluriformes, Trichomycteridae. The coding region runs from base 141 to 815 and encodes 224 amino acids.
GGAGCAGACAUGGCGGACAGGCGUGUGGAGAUUCCAAACAAACUCCAGCGUUACUGUUAACGUUUAUUUAUGUGUCAGGAGUAACUUUCAUUACUUUAUCAUUUAAAUCUGAUUAUCAGCCGCGUCUAUGAGGCUGCAGGAUGGAUGAGGAGAGUAAAAUACAGUUCCCCUCCCUGCCUGUGUGUAAGGAGGACCAACUGGACUGGUCGUAUCCGAUGAGACGGGAGAUGCAGGAGAUCCUACCAGGAGUUUUCUUGGGUCCCUAUUCAGCAGCGAUGAAGAGCAAGUUGUCUGUCCUGGAGAAGCAGGGGAUAACUCACGUCGUGUGCGUCCGACAGGACAUCGAGGCGAACUUCAUCAAGCCCAACUUUCCCCUCAGGUUCAGAUACCUGGUGUUAGAUAUCGCUGAUAACCCGGUGGAGAACAUUAUUAGAUACUUUACAACGACUAAAGAAUUUAUUGAUGGAUGUCUACAGUCUGGAGGAAAGGUUCUGGUUCAUGGUAACGCAGGGAUCUCCAGAAGUGCUGCAUUAGUUAUUGCUUAUCUUAUGGAGACGUUUGGGAUGAAAUACAGAGAUGCUUUCAGUCACGUUCAGGAGAGACGAUUCUGCAUCAACCCCAACGUGGGAUUCGUGCAUCAGCUACAGGAAUAUGAAGCGAUCUAUCUGGCCAGACUGACCAUCAAGAUGAUGUCGCCCCUUCCACUGGGGCGAUCUUUCUCUCUACAAGCAGGAAUGCCAGGGAGCCGUAAGCGAACACUAGAGGACGACGAUGAUUUUGGGAAUAUGCAAGUACAAGCAGCGCAGAACGGAUAAGCUCACUGUAGCGCAUUAGUUGCAAUGAAUUUUUUUUACAUUUUUAUGGGAUUUAAAUUGUAAAUAUUGUUUUUUUGUUUUGUUUUUGUAAAAAAGAUACAAAAAAUAAAAUCCGGGGAGGGACGAGAGGGGGGGCGUUUGAUAUGGGUCGGGGGGAUUUUUUUGGAGCCGUAUGCACUGAUGUUUUUUGCAGUUUUAUAAUAUUUAAGCGCAUUUUGCAUUGGCAGCGGGACAGUAUUGCAAUAAUGCUCUUUUGAUACUUGAACUUCUGUCGUUGACGCCGGCCGGACGCGCGUUCGCAUUAAGGAGACGUGACGGAGGCGCGGGUUGGAUUGGACGGGAUGGAAAUAUUAGCGAGGGUGUAAUAAUACGUGCUUGCGUGAGAAUGAACAACCUGCUCAAUAAAAAGAUGGCUGAAGCACGA